CAUCACCUCAUAUCCGUGUUGCGUGAAGACUACGCUGGCUAUCUCAAUGGGCUCCAACGCACAGACAGGAGAUCUUCUGGCCAGGCAGCGUCCACCUGGAUGCGCUAGAGUUCAUCUACGAGCGCGAAGUCAUUGCCGCCAAGCUUAAGCGCGCGAUCGAUAGCCUUCCCGGAGGACCUUGUCUCGCCAAUGCGUGCAGGAUUGCGAAGAUGAUUCUCAGUCCUAUUGCUUGAACAACACGAUGAGGUCGACGAUACGGGUCACCGACUCAGGGAUACAUGUUCAGGUGCGUACUACUGAUACCGUACGUACGAAGUUCGAUCGUCUCAUGGCAGACCCCAGCGACGCGAUACCAUGGCGGUCAGAGGAUCUUCCAUGGCAUGCGAUGCUGCUUUACAGUGGAGUUUCCUGGCGCUCGGGUGCGUCAACAACUCGCAAGUCUUCGUCAUGGUCUUGUGGCCCUGCGAAGUCAUGCCUCACGACUCCUCUUCACCGUUGUCCAGCCCCUACCAUGAUUUUGCAGAACCGUGCUCCCAUCUCAGUCACUCUUUCUGGCCAUUGAAUUCUUCGCGGAACCACUAGGAGGAUUGCUUGGUGCGCCAUCCUUGGCAAGAACCCGAACCCCCAUCUCGGCCUUCUGAGGAUCCGUCCCAUUCGCGUAGCGACCCUGCCCCUCCAGCUUGUAUGCUGGUCUUGGUAUCGUACUAAAUGUUAUUUACUCUGUUAUAUCCCUCC
Schizophyllum commune H4-8 is the source of this 735-nucleotide messenger RNA. RefSeq lists its product as uncharacterized. NCBI's taxonomy places the organism in Eukaryota, Fungi, Basidiomycota, Agaricomycetes, Agaricales, Schizophyllaceae. Bases 355 to 582 code for a protein of 75 amino acids. The record is from RefSeq and is a predicted model, not a curated record. The transcript has a single exon.